Messenger RNA from Betta splendens (Siamese fighting fish), 4170 nucleotides. It is a transcript of the gene dact1, whose product is annotated as dishevelled-binding antagonist of beta-catenin 1. The record is from RefSeq and is a predicted model, not a curated record. Gene Ontology annotation, cellular component: cytoplasm. NCBI's taxonomy places the organism in Eukaryota, Metazoa, Chordata, Actinopteri, Anabantiformes, Osphronemidae. Gene Ontology annotation, biological process: negative regulation of JNK cascade; negative regulation of canonical Wnt signaling pathway; regulation of Wnt signaling pathway, planar cell polarity pathway. Bases 332 to 2743 code for a protein of 803 amino acids. The transcript is spliced from 4 exons.
GGCGGGGCUUGUCGGACUGUAGCUGUGGCUCAGUCUGGUCGGAGAUUCGGAAGCAGUGGGACCUGGACGGAGCUCGUGCUACGUCACGCUUCGUUCUGUCGUAUCUACUCACCGCUGCAGCCUCGGGUCAUGCUGGGAGUCAGCUGGACGUGCGUUUGAGCGGAACAGGUUCCAAUUUAACCUGCGAAUCCAAGUCUGGAUCUGGUCCGUUUAUCUCCGUCAAGUUACCCGAACCAGCUGAUCAGGUGGUUCCUGUGAGCUCCGUACCAUGCUGGUAAAAUCUCGCAGACCGUCUGGACCGUGAGCCUGCAGAGACCUGGAGUCCGGGGGGAUGUCGCGGGACAGAGUCGCGGACCCGGACGCGGCGGAGCGGCUGCAUUCGGUCCGGGAGCGGCUGGAGGCUACUAUGUCCGGACUCGAGGAGCUGGAGUUCCUGCGGCAGCGGCAGGAGGUGCUGGUCCGGACGGCUUUAGAUCGACGCAAGGAGGUCGAGCUGAGGUCUGAGGAGAAGUUGCUGGAGGAGAACAUCCUGCUGCUCCGGCAACAACUGAACUGUCUAAGGAGGAGGGACACGAGCCUCAUCAGUCAGCUGCAGGAGUUGGACCGACAGAUCUAUGACCUGCGACUGGACACUGAGAUGUCACCGGAGCAGCUGGAGACGGACAGCCGGCCGAGCUCAGGGUUCUAUGAGCUGAGUGACGGGGCAUUCGGUUCUCUCUCUAACUCGUCCAACUCCGUCUUCAGCGAGUGUUUCUGCUCGGCACCGGAUGCUGACGGGCGCCUCCAGUCUACAGACGAGCUCAGCUGCUUGGAGUGCGAUAGUCUACUCGGAGGACUUUGUGACGACUCUGCUACAGUUCGUCGCUCUUCAUCAGCCCCUCACCCUCCCACCCUCGACUACAUUUCAUCUUUGGCCUCCUGUGACUCCCAGUCAAAGUUUCACUAUGACCUGGUGGCCAGAAGUGGCAGUGACGUGUACCGGUACCCCAGCCCGCUGCACGCUGUGGCCGUCCAGAGUCCAGCCUUCUUGCAGAUGUUGGGCCAUGGGAGCCACAGCAGGGACGAAGCAUUGGUUAGAAAUAUCGAGGCCUUGGCCGAAGCAGAAGCUCCCCCACUUUUAGCUUCCCUUGUCUCACAGAGCUUCUCCUGGCCUGCGUCUUCAUCGUCAUCCUCUCUGGCUCCAACUCACAAGCACCUAGACAGCUACAUCUUCAGUCUGCUGCAGCGGAGAGCCCUGCCUGUCAGGACCAGCAGACCCAGAACCAGCAUUAGCACUGACCCAUCGAAGAGCAUCCUCAGGCAGGCCAGUCUUUGUGUGAAGCCGGUUCCAGCUCCCAGCUCUGGAUGUGGUUCAGCGCCUCUGGCUGGAUCUGACCUCAAACCCUGGUGGAUGUUUGGAGCAGCAUCAGCAGAGGAGGCUGCUUCAUCACUGGAGCAGCAGAUGCUGAGUGUUCCUCCUCAUGGCAGCGUUGAUGUGCAAACUGGCUUCAAGAUGAAGGACAGUGACUUGACAAAGAAACAGAACAGUUCUCCUCUUUGUAAUGGGACCCAGAAUGAUGGUUCUGCUGCCACCAAUGACACCAACAGUCUGCUGAAAAAGAAUAAGAGGGGGCCUCUUCUUUACUUGGCAGUGUCCGCAGCAACUCUGCCCGAAGACUCCAGCCAGGUGGACAGUCCAAGAGCCAAGUUCACACCCAGAGACAUGGAGAAGCUCAUCGACUGUCCAACAGUCAGGAACAGUCCAGAGUUUCCCCACAUCAGCCGUGCAGAGAGCAGCGAGAGGCCUGUCGUUGAGCCUGCCAGUCUAGGCUUUGCCUCCCAAAGCCCGGAUGAAGGAGGAUCCACCCGCAUCCAGGGCCGCUCACAGAGCUCCAAAGUUCGCAAGACUGGCAGCAAGACUGUUGGAGUGAGGAAGAGCCGAGUCCCUGAACUGAGUGAGCCUACGUUAACGAGAAAAGGGGAUAAAUUCCAGCCCAGGUCCAGCUCUAGAAAGUCACGUCUACUUGAAAAUAAAGUGUCCAAGAGAAUAACUGGCGGUGCACCUGGAGCGUCCGCCAUCAAAAUCAAACGUCUCCCUGCAUCUAUCCCUGAAGGCCGAGUCCUGGACAAACAGACCACAUCCACACUAAGCGCUACGAGGUCUGGUGCGUCUAGGAAUCACCACAUAAACUACCAUCACAGUCACCACCAUCACCAUGGCCGUGACCAGGUUGUGGUUGUUGCCAAACCCAAGCACAAACGAAACGAUUACCGUCGGUUGCGUGCAAUUAUGGAGGUGCCGUACGACGAGGCAUUUAGGCGCGUUCAUCGGCAUCAGACCAGGGACCUGCACAUGGACUGUCCAUCGGGUGGGCAGAUGAGCAGCCCAUACUCCUACAUGGCAGCCAGUGAUUCGGAGUAUUCAGCCGAGUGCGCUUCUCUCUUUCACUCUACCAUCGUGGACACCAGUGAAGAUGAGAAAUCCAACUACACCACUAACUGCUUCGGAGACAGCGAGUCCAGCACAGAGGAGUACGUUGAGGAGAGCACCACCACCAGUGAUACUGAGGAGAGUGGGGGAGGUGGGACAGGUGGGCGAAGCCGAGCAUGGAACCAGCCAGGUCCAACUGAGGUCGGGACCGUGGGCCAGGAGAUGACUCCAGCUCAGGCAAAGGCCUUUGUCAAGAUUAAGGCCUCUCACAACCUGAAGAAGAAAAUCCUGAGGUUCAGGUCUGGUUCACUCAAACUCAUGACCACUGUGUGAGUCAGGAGAGUGACUAACGUAUUGCUGUGUAGAGCAGGUGCUGCAUUGGACCCAAGUCUUUAGUAUCUGAAGUGCUUGAAAUCUGUCCUACAGGAUCUUUGUAUCAGUUUCUGCUUCCAGCUCUCUGCAUUCACAUAAAUGGCAAACAGUGAUUUUGAAUAUAGCUGGGUAUAUGGAAUGGGCCCCGGAAGGCAUAAACCUGGCUAGGAGGGGAUCGACUCGCUAACAUACAUUUUGCAUUGGAUUGUGCUCUGGACAUGAUGUUUACACAAGUGAUGAAUGUUCACUUUCUGUUUACAUGCUCAUUCCUGUGUCCAGAUUUUGGACUUGUCAGGAUGUCUUGAACACUCCAGGUGUCUCACAUGCAAAUUCUUGAUCAAAUGCAUGUGACAGACAGACACUCAGUGGUUAACUGAGCAAGUCUGGAAUCAACCAUCAAAAAGAUUUCAGAUGGAAGUUUUUACAACAUUUGUUGGUUGUUGAGGGUUUAGGAGGCAUCUUCAUUAAGUUCUUGUUAAUUUGUAUGUAGCCUUGUUUUGUAUUUAUUAUCACAGCAAGCAUCUGUAAAUGCUUCUGCUUGUGUUACUUCCUGAUUUAAGUUGUUAUUUUUACAGAAAGCUAUUUAAGCCCUAAUAUCUUCUUGAUACGUAUUGGAUCAUAUGAUGGCCGGAUGAAACCGCAACUUUGAGCCUGAUUCCACCACAUUAUAACAUCAGCUGAGACCCAGACCAGUAAACCAACAAAACAUGGGACUGGGAGCUAAAUAAAACCACUGGCACAGUGGAAACGAGUUCAACUGAACAAGAGUGGCCAUAGGUCCAAGACCAGUUCAGGCUGCACUAGACUAGGCCGAACCAGCAAAUCCACUACAAAACCAGCUACUACGCCAGUAGAUAAGACCACCAGCGCUCAGCACCAGCCAGUAUUCGGCACCAGCCAGUAUUCGGUACCAGCCAGUACUCGUAAUAAGCAGUGCUGUCAUUUAAUUUUUCUGGGACGUAGCAACAGCUAGUAUAGCUUACCUUAGCUUAGUUUAUCUUAGCUUAGCUUAGCUUAUCUGAGCUAAAGCAGAUGUAAGUAAAGGUCUUUUUAGAAGAAAUAUUUUAUCAUUUAAUUUGACACAAUUUGUUGACACAUUUGUGUAAAUGGGUAAUGAAUGUUAGUGGUACUGAGCAGCCACUAGGCCCUGAACAUCAAGGUUAGCGCCUUCAAGUUUGUGCUCAGGCUUGAACUGAAUUUUUGGUCCCGAGUCACGUUCCAGCUUUUUGGCUUCCGUGGAUCCACAUGCUGUUGCUUGUGGCCGUUCUAAUCAGGCGAAUGUAAAACUUCUGUCCCGACUGUAAAUUACUGUUCCUGUUGCCUGGGUUCGUGCGGACCAGCGCUGGUGUUUGGCUCUUUUAUGCUUCAUUAAAGUGGAUUUGAAUGUG